GGUGGCUUUUGCCCUGCUGCGCCGGAAGUGGCGCGCAGCCCGACAACUCCUCAUGGCGGCGGCGGUGGCUGGCUGGGCGCGGCCGUGUGCUCACUGAGCUGCGAACCUGGCGGGCGUACUCCGAGCCGUCCCGGCUUCCCCGUUCCUGCCGGGUUCCAUACCCCUGAUGCUGCGUGGGUGCUGAGCCCGCCCCUGCUGGGACGAUGGUGAAGUAUUUUCUGGGCCAGAGCGUGCUCCGGAGUUCCUGGGACCAAGUGUUCGCUGCCUUUUGGCAGCGGUAUCCUAAUCCCUAUAGCAAGCAUGUCUUAACUGAAGACAUAGUACACCGGGAGGUGACCCCUGACCAGAAGCUCCUGUCUCGGAGACUCCUGACCAAGACCAACAGGAUGCCCCGCUGGGCAGAGCGACUGUUUCCUGCCAACGUUGCUCACUCGGUGUACAUCCUGGAGGAUUCUAUCGUGGACCCACAGAACCAGACGAUGACCACCUUCACCUGGAACAUCAACCAUGCCCGGCUGAUGGUGGUGGAGGAACGAUGUGUUUACUGUGUGAACUCCGAUAACAGCGGCUGGACCGAAAUCCGCCGGGAAGCCUGGGUCUCUUCCAACUUAUUUGGUGUUUCCAGAGCUGUCCAGGAAUUUGGUCUUGCCCGGUUCAAAAGCAAUGUGACCAAAACUAUGAAGGGUUUUGAGUACAUCUUGGCUAAGCUGCAAGGUGAGGCCCCUUCUAAAACCCUUGUUGAGUCAGCCAAGGAGGCCAAGGAGAAGGCAAAGGAGACGGCAUUAGCAGCUACAGAGAAGGCCAAGGACCUGGCCAGCAAGGCAGCCACCAAGCAGCAGCAGCAGCAGCAGCAGUUUGUGUAGGCAGCCCAGACCUUGCUGCAGAAGCACGCCAGACCACCCGCUUGAAUCCCUCUGCUUCCCCUUGUACUUAUUAUUAAAAGUCAACUUCCAGCCCUAUCUACUGUCUGGGUGCCGCCCAGGGGGUGGUGGUGUCCUAUUUGGCAUCCACAGUGCACCAGGCAUGGUAUCCCGUGUCUGAGCCCGGCCUGCUUAUUUCCCUUAACUGGGCAGCUGUGGACAGAUCCCCCUGGGUGGAGCUACUCGCCCAGUGUCACAGGCAGCAUGCAGGUAAAGUGGUGAGACACUAGACUGUAAGCUCCAUGAGGGCAGGAACCUUUUGUUUUGUUCUCUGAUGUGUCCCAAUGGAACAAUACCUGGCACAUAACAGGCACUCAAUAAAUACUUGUUGAAUUCA
Condylura cristata (star-nosed mole) is the source of this 1257-nucleotide messenger RNA. It is a transcript of the gene PRELID1, whose product is annotated as PRELI domain containing 1. The coding region runs from base 204 to 863 and encodes 219 amino acids. Gene Ontology annotation, biological process: phospholipid transport. NCBI's taxonomy places the organism in Eukaryota, Metazoa, Chordata, Mammalia, Eulipotyphla, Talpidae. The record is from RefSeq and is a predicted model, not a curated record. Gene Ontology annotation, molecular function: phosphatidic acid transfer activity. Gene Ontology annotation, cellular component: mitochondrial intermembrane space. The transcript is spliced from 5 exons.